Messenger RNA from Trichoderma reesei QM6a, 1395 nucleotides. RefSeq lists its product as uncharacterized. Bases 1 to 1395 code for a protein of 464 amino acids. The record is from RefSeq and is a predicted model, not a curated record. NCBI's taxonomy places the organism in Eukaryota, Fungi, Ascomycota, Sordariomycetes, Hypocreales, Hypocreaceae. The transcript has 2 exons.
AUGUUUGUCAAGAGUGCUGCUUCGGCUGGGCUUUUGCUGGCCCUCGCCAACUACGCCUCUGCAAGCCCGGUUCUUGCAAAGCGAGUCGAUGUCGUGGCUCCCGCGGUGGCAAACAAGUUUCUCUUGACGCCUGAUACGCCUGCGGACAACGAUGGCUCGAAUCUGUCUCUGAAGACGGAGGAGAGCUACAUCUGGUCGCACCAAGACCAAGGCAUCGUCGCCAACAUGACGCUCCAGGCCGCGAGCGGCUUCCGCCUGCUGACGGCCAUCAACAUGCAAGACGUCGUCGAGUCCGUCGACUGCGCCACCGAGGACAUCACCAUCAAGUUCGGCAGCGCCGAGUCGCUGCAGGCCGCGCAGGAGGCAUGGAAAUGGGUCAACGCCGACGCGGCCAACACCAUGAUCUACGUCGCCGAGGGCCAGGCCUGCGCGGGCACAAAGGGCCGGCAGCCCUUUUCCGUCGAGUCCAUCAGCUACGACGCCGUGGCCCAGACGGCGCUCAUGGCCGCGUCGCUGACCAAGUGGAAGGACUUUGUCGAGGACGCGAGCAUCCGGAUCGCGGGCGUCCCCGUGGAUGCCACUGGCAGCGAUGCUCAGGCAGUUAAGAGGAGGGGAGUGAGCAAGGACGUGACGAUUGACAUCGGGCACGACUUCUCGGGCCCCAUCUUCAACACGGACGUCGACGGCAUCAGCGUCGCGCUCAACUGCGACAGCUGCAAGACGCACGGCACCGCCGACGCGGACAUUACCCUGUCGCUGAGCAGCGGCUUCUCCGCGUCGGUGCGCACGCACAACAGCUUCGGCGCCGACAUGGACGUCAGCCUGACGGCGUCGGGCACCCUCACGGAUCCGCUGUCCUUCAGCGUGCCCAUUGCGACGGUGCCGCUGGCCGGCUUCUCCAUCGCGGACCUGGUCGACUUUGGCCCGCAGCUCAACAUUGCCGCCGACGCCUCCGUCUCGGCCGUCAGCGCGUCGGCCACGGCCUCGCUGGGCGUGUCGGCGAGCCUGCCGGACGGCUCGGGCUUCACGCUCGGCCAGACGGCAGAUAUACAGCCUAAUGUUCAGACGACCAAGCUCGGCGUCACGGGGUCCGUGUCUGUUGCUGCAAAGGUCGGCCCCGUGGUGUCGCUGGAGCUCGUCGCCAGCUUCCUGGGCAAGGGCGUCGUCGGGGGGCUCGCCCUGCAGGCGCCUGUGCUGAGCGCCAAGUUUGAGGGCUCGGCGAGCACCAUGGGCAUGUUGGCUUGCGGGAACAACACGGCUGAGGUGUCGCUCGAGUUGGAUGUUGGUGUUGAGCUUGAUGGCUUUGCGGGCUUUGGGGGGGCGGGGGAUAGGCCGAAUCAGAAGGCUGUGUUUCAAAAGGAUGCGCAGGUCUUUAAGUCUUGCUUGACCGUGUAA